Apodemus sylvaticus (European woodmouse) is the source of this 3007-nucleotide messenger RNA. It is a transcript of the gene Cplane2, whose product is annotated as ciliogenesis and planar polarity effector complex subunit 2. The transcript is spliced from 6 exons. The record is from RefSeq and is a predicted model, not a curated record. Bases 106 to 882 code for a protein of 258 amino acids. Gene Ontology annotation, molecular function: GTP binding; GTPase activity. NCBI's taxonomy places the organism in Eukaryota, Metazoa, Chordata, Mammalia, Rodentia, Muridae.
CGGAAGCGGGCUCUGCUGGCAGGACAGAAACGAAGGGCGGGCUUUUAAAAGGAUCGUCACCCUGCUGGCGGGGACUGCGAAGUAUUCUCACUGGCGUGCCCAACCAUGGCCAGACCUCCCAUGCACGGCUCGGUGAUUGUCCCAGACUGGCAUGACACGGUCGAGGGCAAGGAGUUCUUAGCCUGCAUCCUGCGCAAGAAUCGCCGGCGGGAGUUUGGGUUGCUCGAACGCCCGGUGCUGCCCCCUUCCGUAGUCAUUGACACCGCCAGCUAUAAGAUCUUCGUGUCCGGGAAGAGUGGUGUGGGUAAGACAGCACUGGUGGCGAAGCUGGCCGGCCUGGAAGUGCCUACAGUACACCACGAGACCACUGGUAUUCAGACCACUGUGGUAUUUUGGCCGGCCAAGCUUAAGGCCAGCGACCGUGUUGUCAUGUUCCGGUUUGAAUUCUGGGACUGUGGAGAGUCCGCACUCAAGAAGUUUGAUCACAUGCUGCCGGCUUGUAAAGAGAAUGCAGAUGCCUUCCUCUUCCUCUUUUCGUUCACCGAUCGGGCCUCCUUCGAAGACCUUCCGGGACAGUUGUCACGUGUAGCCGGUGAGACUCCUCAGGUCGUCAAGAUAGUUAUUGGCUCCAAGUUUGACCAGUACAUGCACACAGAUGUGCCAGAGCGAGACCUCACAGCCUUCCGGCAGGCCUGGGAACUGCCCUUGUUUCGGGUGAAGAGCGUGCCAGGGCGGCGGCUGGCAGAUGGACGAACAUUGGAUGGGCGGGCUGGGCUGGCUGACACAGCCCAUGUGCUCAACGGCCUUGCAGAACAGUUGUGGUACCAGGACCAGGUGGCAGCUGGCCUGCUUCCCAGCUCCCCAGAGGAUGCUCCUGACUGAAGGGUGACUGACGGCAUCCUGAAUAGAGACUGGUACUGGUGAUCCCCCACUUUUAUCCUGAGGCCUGGCUGGGGAGGGCUCUCACAUGGCGGUAAGGUGGGCCACAAGGCUCUGGACUUAAAAGGUCUCCUAGCCCUGCCCUUCACCCUUCUGCAGCACCCACAGAAUGGUGGUGGGGGUGUAUACUCAGAGAGACCCUGUUAUAACUUUUUUUUCUUUUUUCUUUUUGUUUUGUUUUGUUUUUUUUCGAGACAGGGUUUCUCUGUAUAGCCCUGGCUGUCCUGGAACUCACUCUGUAGACCAGGCUGGCCUCCACCUGCCUCUGCCUCCCAGAGUGCUGGGAUUACAGGCGUGUGCCACCACCGCCUGGCUCUUUUUUUCUUUUUUAAAGAUUUAUUUAUUUGUUUAUAUGAGUACACUGUAGCUGUCUUCAGACACACCAGAAGAAGGCAUCAGAUCCCAUUACAGAUGAUUUUGAGCCACCAUGUGGUUGCUGGGAAUUGAACUCAGGACCUCUGGAAGAGGACUCAGUGCUCUUAACCGCUGGGUUGUCUCUCUAGCCCUAAUUUUUUCAAAUCCUAUUUUUUUUUAAAGAUUUAUUUAUUUAUGUAAGUACACUGUAGCUGUUCUUCAGACACCCCAGAAGAGGGCUUUAGAUCUCAUUAAGGAUGGUUGUGAGCCACCAUGUGGUUGCCGGGAUUUGAACUCAGGACCUUCGGAAGAGCAGUCAGUGCUCUUAACCACUGAGCCAUCUCUCCAGCCCCUCAAAUCCUAUUUUUAAUGAUGGCUCUUAAAUGCUUUAACCUCCCUUGUAGCCCACCACCCACCAGUGGUCGCGGAAAAGAAAGGGUAUGGGGGAAAGUGGACCUGUUUAGAAACAGUUCUUUGGAACAACUCCUCUCCGUGUUGUCCGGAAAUCGGCAGUUCAGUUUACAGGUCAGCAGGCAGCGGCAGCUUCGUCCACUAGCAAACACGUCAUGGAUACACCAGCAGUCUGGUUCAGUAGAGUCAGGUUAGCAAACAGGAGUCAGCAGCAGUGGCACUGCCUAGCAGAGACAGCCAGGCCUGAGCCUCAGCUCCAGUGAGCAGGAGGGACCCGGAGGGACACCAGGAGACGCUCUCGGCUGUGCCUCUCUCCGGGAAGCGAAGAUCAGCAGAGACUGGAGACCCACGAGCUUUGCAGCAAGCUCCAUCGCUCCAUCGUCUCCAUCGCUCGGUGGCGUCCCCUUUAUUCCCUCCAAACAUCACGUGCCCCUUGCCUCAGCACGUGCAUCCAGUGAGCCUGAGUCCGAGGAAGCGGCGAGAAACUGCAGCACACCGCCAGCCAGACUUUUUUUGGUGUGUUUCUCUCUCUAUGGAGUCCUGACAAAUGGGGCCCAACUACGCAAUGUAAGGUGGACAAAUGCUUGCCUGUGUUAGCAAUGAACCCUUCAGCCCGUGCCCUUGCACGUGUUUGCUUUAGCAGAAUGUCCUCUCUCCUGUGUCUGCUUCAACUAGACGUUCCUUCAUGAGUCUGCCGUAGCCUUUCACCUGUGGUCACUUCAGGAAAACACUCCUCACGUGUUUGCCCCAGCAAAACGCCAUGCAACACAACUGACUCUCCAAAGAACCCUUGUCUCCACUUCAUAUGACCCUUUCUGUUUAAGAGUUGUCCUUUUCUCUAACAUUAACACUCUAUACAGAAUAGAAAUAAUUAUUAGAACCAUCACAUUUUCAAUAAAUGACUUAUGUAUAAUAUAGUCAAACAAUAGUCUAACAAAACAACCUAAAAUUUCUAUCAGUAUACAAUGAGUAAAAAAAAUCUCCAAUAUCUAUCAAUAUAGAAUAAUUAAAGAAAAAACUUAAAUUUCUACCAAUAUACAAUAAUUAAAGAAAAAACUUAAAUUUCUUUCACUAUACAAUAAUUAAAGAAAAACUUAAAUUUCUUUUUUUUAAGAUUUAUUUUUUAUUUAUGUGAGUACACUGCAGCAGAAGAGGGCCUCAGAUCCCAUUACAGUCGGUUGUGAGCCACCAUGUAGUUGCUGGGAACUGAACUCAGGACCUCAGGAAGAGCAGUCAGUGCUCUUAACCACUGAGCCAUCUGCCCAGCACUUAAAUUUCUAUCAAUAUACAAUAAUUAAAAAAA